GCCGCAACCCCAGCCUCACCGCCGCUUGGAAAGAAGCGGCGGCUGCGUGAGGCGGGAGUGCGAGCCCGGCGGCCGCUAAGCCCCCGGCCCCUCCAGGUCAUCGCCAUCAGUUGGGGGUCGCGGGGUCUGCGGUCACCCUCGGUUCCAGGCACCGCACCGGGCAAGCGGCAACAUCGCGUCAAUGGCCACCACGGCGGCUCCGUCAUCUUUGGCCCUCAGGGCCUCGAGCCCGGUCGCGACCCCCAGCCCGUACGGGGUCUUCUGCAAGGGGCUUUCCCGCACCCUGCUCGCCUUCUUCGAGCUGGCCUGGCAGCUGCGCAUGAACUUCCCGUAUUUCUACAUCGCGGGCUCCGUCGUUCUCAACAUCCGCUUGCAGGUACAUUUUUAGAGCCCUGGGGAUGCCGCCGGCGUUCCGGGCCUGCAUUAUGGCCGACUCCCAGGAGGCGUCGCGGCGCCGUGGCUCUUGGAGCGAGGAGUCCCGCUGUCUCGCGAGAGUGCUUCGUCUCCCUCCGCCUCUGCGUUCUCGCCUCUCCGCCGUCUGCUCUCCUCCGAUCCCCUGAACUGGCACCGAGACCGCCUGAGUGUAGGAAGAGGAAAUAUGCGAUUCCGGGAACCGAGAACUUCAGUUAAGACGCACGACAAUAUUUAAGAAGCUGUGCAUCCUUAAAAACGAGACGAACAGGAUGUAUUAUAACAAGGGAAGGCAAUCAAAACUUUCAGGACAGAAAUGUACAAGCUCAUGGUCCGUGUUCAUAAAUAGUAAAUUUCGGGAAGAUAAGACUGGAUUAUAAACAGAAUGAGUCAGAAGUUGAAGAUCUUAAGGAUAUGCAGUGGAAGGCAAACAUCUCUUCAUUCUACAAGAGAAAACUAUGACGAUCAGAAACUUUAAGUGAAAAAAAAAGUCGUAAGAGGAACACAUCCUUCAGAUAACCAAACAGUGUAAAAUACUGCAGGGUUUUGACCAGGGGUUGGAGUGUAAGAAGGUGGACUCAAUUUCAGUGUCGCUCUAAUUAGCAUGUGGUUCAGAAUCUUGGAGCCAAAGAAAAGGAAAUCCAAUCAUAGCACAAAGCUUGGUGGUUUAUUGAAUAACGUUUAAAUAAUCAUAAUGUAAAUGCUGUUUAUGGUUUUCAUCUUUUUAAGAGAAUGCAUGCUUGCGAUUACAGAGUUGAGUGCCAAUAUUAUCAGCCUUGAUGGCGUAAAAGUGCAAUUUACAAGGUAGGAUGGCAGGGCGGGUGCCUGGAAAAGUAAUGGUGUCUUUUAAUGUGGGAAGUUGACAGAGUCUGUUGUCGAUGGGGGAAGAGGUCAUUUUAUUUUACUUAAAGAGUAAUGAUAAAGUUGCUAAAAUAUAACCAUAUAAUAUAAGAAGGGAGAACAGCAUGAGGUCAACAAGAAAUGCCUAAAGGUGAUAGUUAAGGUGGAAUGUCUCAGAAAGGAAAACGGAUACAUUAUCAUGUGUUUAUAAAUAUAGGGUCAAGAGGUUUUUAGGUUCUAGAGAGUCUGGAGACGAAUUAGUGGUCUGCAUAUUUUUUUCUAAUUCAGGAAGCAAAAUUGAGGCAGUUAUGAGCCGCAGGAAAAAUACGUUUUCAGAAAUUACACUGCAUUAACUCAACUGUGAAUAAUGUUAGUCAUCAUAUAAAGUCAGGCAUAUUUAUGUAAACACUGAAUACAAAUAAUAACAAAUUAUUAGGUAACUCUAGAAGAAUUGGAAAGAAGUGUAUAUGUAAUGGAGAAUACAUCAAGAUCUGAUACAGAAAUGUCGGUUUUAAAAAAAGCAGUAUAACUUGUCACUUAGAAGUACAGUAACAAAUAGCUGAAGAGUUAAAAUUGGUAGUCUGGUGAACGAAAAUCAGGGAUGGGCAGAGAAAAAGUGGAGAAUUGCUGUUUUUUACUACUGGUCUAACAGUAACUUUUUUUCUUAACCCUGUGUGUAUGUGUAUAUCAGACAAACCUGUUAAAAUACAAACUAAUUUUGUGGUCCAGAUGAACCCAACAGUCUGCCUAAAUCUCUGUUUUUUCAAACCUAUUAAAUGAGAGUAAUGGAUAGAUCAGAUUGAGAGUUAAAAAUAAGCCUGCCUUAGAGCUUGAUAUAUACACAAUAAAAGUAUUUGUUUUUAUAGAAUAUCUCAUUAACUUGUGAAUAAACCUUAAAACUCUGGAGUGCUUGUUUUACCAGUGGAAGGUUUUAGUACUGAAAGAUAUUUGUAGAUUACUGACAGUAAGGGUAGAGGGAAGCCCUUCCAGAAAGAUAUUAGGUGAGACAUUUGAGCAGAAAGGGACAGUUAUUCGUCAAGGUAAAGAUUGAAACUAAUGUUCUGUAUUCCACAUUUCACUAACUGUGUCCAACAAACGAGUGUACCCUAGAGUUGUAAAAUAAGUGCCUCCUUCAGCAACA
Molecule: messenger RNA, 2392 nt
Organism: Capra hircus (goat)
Lineage: Eukaryota; Metazoa; Chordata; Mammalia; Artiodactyla; Bovidae
Gene: SMIM10L1
Product: small integral membrane protein 10 like 1
Exons: 1
Coding region: 182-388 (68 amino acids)
Source: RefSeq, a predicted model, not a curated record